UUUUUUUUGGAGCGAUUCGAUGUAAGGUGUAAUAGAAGUUUCACAUUAAAAAAAUUGAAGAAAUAACUUUAUUUUUCGUUUUAAUGAGGUGGUAAUCUUUUUGUUGAGAUUCCACAUUCUGUAAAAAGAAAUACAAGUUAAAAACAAAAUGGAAGGUUAAUACAGACGAGGUUUUCAGUGUCUUAAUGCUUACACAUUUAAAGGGUUGUUGGUUGAUGUUAAUAGAUAAUAUUGUGGGAUAUUUCGAGAUGUUUUCAUCUAAGUAUUAUUAUACACAUAAUACAGAUUAUAAAUAGAUAAAACAUGAUUUGCAAAAAUGAAAACUAUUCUUUGCAACCUUUUCGUUACAUUACAAUUACAAUCGAAGAACAGUCAGAUCAGAUGAUGAAGAGUUUAGCUGCAAUAAUAAAAUCAACAGAAGAUAUUAAGAUGAGCUUUGCAUUGCAGCGUUAUUCUAUAAAAAUAAUAAUAAUACAUAUAUUUUUUGUUACUAAGCCGAAUAAUCGAUUAGUUCAAAUGAAAUUUUCCUCGAUUCUGCACGGACACACGUCACGUCAUCGCCACAUCCUUAUUACUCCGCCAUUUUAGUUUCGCACUGAAGUUGUGCGUUUGCUCUUGUCCUUAAAUUUCUCCGAAGUCCCUACUACACUCUCCAAGAUGGGUAGGGAGGACAAGGCUACCUGGAAGUCUAACUAUUUCACCAAGAUUAUUCAAUUGCUGGACGAGUACCCAAAAUGUUUCCUAGUGGGUGCAGACAACGUUGGUUCAACCCAAAUGCAGCAGAUCCGUAUUUCGCUGCGUGGACACAGCAUUGUGCUGAUGGGCAAAAACACCAUGAUGAGAAAAGCUAUCAAGGACCAUCUGGAGAACAACCCAGCUCUAGAGAAGCUGCUGCCACACAUUAAGGGCAAUGUUGGCUUCGUGUUCACCCGUGGAGAUCUUGUCGAAGUCCGUGACAAGCUACUGGAGAACAAAGUCCGUGCUCCUGCCCGUCCUGGUGCCAUUGCCCCGUUAGCUGUUGUCAUUCCUGCUCACAACACUGGCCUUGGACCUGAAAAGACUUCUUUCUUCCAAGCUCUUUCUAUCCCCACCAAAAUUUCUAAAGGUACUAUUGAAAUCAUCAACGAUGUGCACAUCUUGAAGCCUGGUGACAAAGUGGGAGCUUCUGAAGCCAGUCUGCUGAACAUGUUGAACAUCUCUCCCUUCUCGUACGGUCUUGUUGUCAAACAGGUGUACGACUCUGGCACCAUAUUCGCGCCAGCCAUCCUGGACAUUAAGCCUGAGGAUCUCCGCGCCAAGUUUAUGGAGGGAGUUGCCAACGUAGCAGCCGUCUCCCUCUGCGCCGGAUACCCGACGCUCGCCUCGGCGCCACAUUCCAUCGCCAACGGGUUCAAGAACCUGCUGGCUAUCGCUGCCGUCACAGAGGUCGACUUCAAGGAAGCCACCACCAUCAAGGAGUUCAUCAAGGAUCCAUCAAAGUUCGCGGCGGUUGCAGCCGCCCCCGUGGCCGCCGCCCCGGCCGCUGACAAGAAGGUGGAAGAGAAGAAGGAAGAAAAGGAGGAGUCUGAGAGCGAUGACGACAUGGGCUUCGGUCUGUUCGACUAAGUCCCGUAUCGCUCGCUGGCCUGAGUGGUUGUCAUCACCCACUGCGACGGAGGCCGUCAACGCCGCCGGGCUGGACACCCAUAUGGCGGCGGAUGUGUCUUAACGCAUUGUGUGCUUGUCAAUAAACUCUUUAUCAUG
Molecule: messenger RNA, 1743 nt
Organism: Chilo suppressalis (striped riceborer)
Lineage: Eukaryota; Metazoa; Arthropoda; Insecta; Lepidoptera; Crambidae
Source: the annotation of a GenBank genome assembly